This is a messenger RNA of Xenopus tropicalis (tropical clawed frog), 689 nucleotides long. RefSeq names its product WAP four-disulfide core domain protein 5. Gene Ontology annotation, molecular function: peptidase inhibitor activity. The record is from RefSeq and is a predicted model, not a curated record. The transcript is spliced from 4 exons. NCBI's taxonomy places the organism in Eukaryota, Metazoa, Chordata, Amphibia, Anura, Pipidae. Gene Ontology annotation, cellular component: extracellular region. Bases 51 to 563 code for a protein of 170 amino acids.
CAGGUAUAAAUGCCGAGCAGGUAGCAGAGCUGACACUCAUCUCAGCCGACAUGUUGGGAACUGGCAGUGCCCUCCUCCUGGGCAUCACCCUCUGCUGCCUGGGCACCUGGGCAAAGGAGACUAUAAUUCAUAAUGUCUGCCCCGUGCUGGACCCCGACAGCUGCAAACCAGCCAAUCCCGGAACCCCGGGGUGCAAGUCCGACCGCGACUGCUCCAAACACCAGAAAUGCUGCUGCGUCAAGUGUGGGUGGAAGUGCGUAACUACUGUGCAAGUGAAACAGGGACGGUGCCCCCCCAAAAUGGCCAACUGUACGACCCCAGCAUCUCACCCCGACACCCCCACGUGUAAGAGCGACUUCGAAUGCCCCGGGCACCAGAAAUGCUGCGACCAGUGCGGCAACAUCUGCCGGGACCCCAUGGAAGAGAAAUGGGGAAUCUGCCCCACAACGGACAACAAGCAGCUGGAGUGCCCCAACGUACGUUGCAGGGCAAACGCCGACUGCCCCCCCAACCAGAAGUGCUGCCAGUUUGGGGGGAAACAGGACUGUAUGAACAUUCACUGAGCGUCUCAUUGGCCCCCACAAACCAACAGGGACCCCCAUACUGUGUAUUUGGGGAUACACUGGGCAAAGGAUGGGGUGUUCUCAAUAAACACAUUCAGAUUAAAGGGUAACUAUUCCUCUAACUGC